CAUAAGCAACGAAAACACACAUGUUGUUGUUCAAGGUUAAGGACAAAAAACUGCAAUGUGUUUGUUAUUUUAGGCUACUGCUAAAGACGUUGAUCAUAAUUUGUGCCAAACCUAUUUUGUUCCACCCACAAAAUCUCAUUCAAUUAGUGCAAAAUCGUGAUAAUAAAUUACCGUUGGUUUAAUACACCAUUCACAACGACCACAUACUCGAUUGUCUCUAUCGUCCAUGCCAAUCGUUGCCAUGUGAACGAUAGAUUGAAACACAAAACAAGUGCCUACUAGAUAUCUUUCGUCCAGUUGUGCAAGCAGAUUGUAGUUCCGAAAAUAUCAAAUUAUCCUUUUAAUUUGUAAUUUUUAUCCUUCAAAUGGAAGAUUUCAACAAUAAUUCUUCGUCGCGGUCGUCUUCGGAACGGCCAACGUCGCGACGCGGAGGCGGCAUGAGCACCGGCGCCGGUGGAAUUUUCAACUCGUUCAACGAUUCGUCCUCGCCGAGUCCGAUUGGAAUCCUGAGACCAGGAACGGCUAUGAAAGCUCCUUCGGCUGUACGAGGAGGUACCGCAAGCCGGUUGACCGCGUCCAAUGUCCUGUCGGCCAAUUCAUCUGCCUCGACUCAGAGAAUCGGGACGGCGCUGGGAAAUGCUGGAACUCGCAUGACCGAGCGUCCCAUUACCCAACACGGCAUAAGUGGGUUGUCCACUUCCUACGGUAGAAUCGGAACGGCCACCGGAAACCGCCAGGUCAAAGAUAAACGCUACUGGCAGGCAGUGCUCCAAAGCAAAAUCCAGGAAAUAUCGCAAGAGACCGAGAAGCUCCUGAAAGAGAAGAAAUUCCUAGACCGGGAGAAAUCCGCUCGCAAACUUUACGAAAAGCGCGUCAAAGAUUCCGCCAAAGAGCUAACCAAGCUGCAGUCGACGCUCACUUCUAUGAACAUCGCUCUGGACAACUGCAGUUCCGGAAUGACACGGCAGCAGCUCCAGAACGAAACGCUGGCCCUUCGAGAGCGCAAUGAGCACAUUCAGGAGCAGCUGGAAAUCGUAUUCAAGCAGCGGCAAAUCAAGGACGCCGAGAACCGUGAACUGGAAGCGGAAGCCGAAAAGGAGAAAAACAAAAUCAAUGAAAUGAUAUUCUCGCUACCAGAUGCCGACCAACAGAAGUACCGGGAAUACCAGGCCCUGUCGGAUAGCCUCCGGCAGCAGAACACUAUCUACCACAACCAGAUCAGUGAACUUGAAAAACAAAAAGAUCGACUCAACACGAUGAUUAUGAACUCACAAACGCGCACGGAAGCUCACCGGUUGAAGUCGAAGCUCAAGGAGCUGAUUGCAAAACGCAAUCAAAUGCGCGACGAAGAGAGCAAUCGUCUAUCACCCGCACAAGAGCGGGAAAAGUUGAUCAACGAGGUUCGUUCAAACAAUCAGGCACUUUCGAGCAUUGGGAAACAGUUGAAGAUUAUCGAAGAUCAACUGAACGAGAAGAAAGAAAUGCUACAGCAGAUUGAUCAGGACUUAGAGGAAGGGAACUCGGAACGACAUAUCAAGUACAAGGAGUUGAAGAAACGGGAUGAAGUAAUGUCCGCUUUUAUGGACUCAUUUCAGCAAAGUCUGGCGGUUGAAAAGCAAAACGUGGAGUCCCUUAAAAAUCAAAUUACAUAUGCCAUUGAGCAAAUAACGAUGCAAGGGAUCAACACCAAAUCGCUGGGAUCGGACAAACUCGACAGUUCUGGAUUCACAGCUAAAAAUGAUCUCAAUUCUCACUCCGGAUUGAUCAAGGAGUACAAGAAGCUAAGCAUUCAGUUGAAGCAACUGCAGAUUCUAGAAAAACGCACCAUCAACCAGCUGACCGGUCUGCGGCAGGAAGAGACAGAAGCGUUGAGUAACAUUCAAAAGUAUAGCAAUCUGGAGGUUCCGCGAUCGGAGGCAACGGUUAAAAUGAGUGAGCUUUCGAGUGUAUUGCAGGAGUUGGAAGAUAAGAAACGUGUCACGGAGAACGUGGUGGAUGAGGCACGUAAACGCAAUCAAGAGAUCAAAAUCAAUCUGAAGAGCAAUGAAACGUACAGACAGAUUUCACACCUCGAGGAUAAGCUCGUCGAUUUGAUCAAGGAGAACAAAUCGCUGCAGGACUUUGUUGAACAGUUACAGAAGGAAUGCGACUUUUCAGCUGUAAAAGAUGAAGCGGAACAGCUUUUGGAUGAUCAUAACAACUUGCUAUGCGCUGAAACUAACAACAACGUUGCUAAUCGUUUACCAUAAAAUAUUGUAAGCCAAUAAUUUGAUGGUUGAUAAAUUCUAAGGGAAAUAAUCUGAAAUUGAAAAUUAUAUCGCUUAUGGAAAAAAAAGUAAGAAUCAAAAACUUUUCCUAGCACUAUUAGCU
Molecule: messenger RNA, 2370 nt
Organism: Aedes aegypti (yellow fever mosquito)
Lineage: Eukaryota; Metazoa; Arthropoda; Insecta; Diptera; Culicidae
Product: intraflagellar transport protein 74 homolog
Exons: 5
Coding region: 366-2249 (627 amino acids)
Biological process (GO): intraciliary transport involved in cilium assembly; cilium assembly
Cellular component (GO): cilium; intraciliary transport particle B; centrosome
Molecular function (GO): beta-tubulin binding
Source: RefSeq, a predicted model, not a curated record